ACGCCGGCCCGGGCACGCGCCCGCCAAGAUGGCAGGGUCCGGGGCCCAGCUGUCAGGCGCCGCCGCCGCAGCCCGGCCCCGCAGCUAGCGGCCCGGACGCCCGCCCCGAGAAGAUGCGCCCCCGCUGCCCCCCGCAGCCCAGCAAGACGCGGAGCCGCCGCGCCCGGGGCCGGCUCCCCGCUAACGCCCCGCGCCGCGCCCCCCGGCCCCGCGCGCCCGCCCUGGCAGCGACAAUGAGUGAACAGAGUAUCUGCCAAGCCCGGGCUUCCGUGAUGGUCUACGACGACACCAGUAAGAAAUGGGUUCCCAUCAAAGCCGGCCAGCAGGGGUUCAGCCGGGUCAACAUAUACCACAACACUGCCAGCAACAGCUUCAGAGUCGUUGGGGUCAAGCUUCAGGACCAGCAGGUUGUGAUCAAUUAUUCAAUCGUGAAAGGGCUGAAGUACAAUCAGGCAACGCCCACCUUCCACCAGUGGCGAGAUGCCCGCCAGGUGUACGGCUUAAACUUUGCAAGUAAGGAAGAGGCAACCACGUUCUCCAAUGCCAUGCUGUUUGCCCUCAACAUCAUGAACUCCCAGGAAGGAGGCCCCUCCACCCAGCGCCAGGUGCAGAAUGGCCCCUCCCCUGACGAGAUGGACAUCCAGAGAAGACAAGUGAUGGAGCAGCACCAGCACCAGCACCAGCGUCAGGAGUCUCUAGAGAGAAGAACCUCAGCCCCAGGACCUACCCUCCCACCGGGGCACCCCUCGUCUGCAGCCAGCGCCCCCCUCUCCUGUAGUGGGCCCCCACCGCCGCCUCCGCCCCCCGUCCCACCUCCACCCACAGGGGCCACUCCGCCUCCCCCACCCCCACUGCCAGCCGGAGGCGCGCAGGGCUCCAGCCACGACGAGGGCUCCGUGUCAGGACUGGCCGCCGCCUUGGCCGGGGCCAAGCUGAGGAGGGUCCAGAGGCCAGAAGAUGCAUCUGGAGGCUCCAGCCCCAGCGGGGCCUCCAAGUCUGACGCCAACCGGGCGAGCAGUGGGGGUGGAGGAGGAGGCCUCAUGGAAGAAAUGAACAAGCUGCUGGCCAAGAGGAGAAAAGCAGCCUCCCAGACAGACAAGCCGGCUGAUAAAAAGGAAGAUGAAAGCCAAACGGAGGAGCCGAGCACCUCUCCGUCUCCGGGGACCCGAGCAGCCAGCCAGCCACCUAACUCCUCAGAGGCUGGCCGGAAGCCCUGGGAGCGGAGCAACUCGGUGGAGAAACCCGUGUCCUCGUUACUGUCCAGAACCCCGUCUGUGGCAAAGAGCCCCGAAGCUAAGAGCCCCCUUCAGGCGCAGCCUCACUCUAGGAUGAAGCCGGUGGGGGGUGUGAACGACGCGGCCCUGGAUGCCUUAGAUUUGGAUCGGAUGAAACAGGAGAUCCUCGAGGAGGUGGUGCGGGAGCUCCACAAAGUGAAGGAGGAGAUCAUCGAUGCCAUCAGGCAGGAGCUAAGCGGGAUCAGCACCUCAUAGUGCCCUCGGCCCCUGCCGCUGCCGCCCGAGAGACACCCCAGGCCACCUGCCGGCGGGGGACAGCGAGGAGCCCGGCCCCGGGCCCCCGGCGCACGCAGGCGCUCACCACGCUGGGAGGUGCUCCGGUCGCAAGUGUUACCGUGUGAUAAAAUAUUAAAAUGAGGAAACGA
Messenger RNA from Hyaena hyaena (striped hyena), 1660 nucleotides. It is a transcript of the gene EVL, whose product is annotated as Enah/Vasp-like. Gene Ontology annotation, biological process: actin polymerization or depolymerization; positive regulation of actin filament polymerization. The record is from RefSeq and is a predicted model, not a curated record. NCBI's taxonomy places the organism in Eukaryota, Metazoa, Chordata, Mammalia, Carnivora, Hyaenidae. Gene Ontology annotation, molecular function: SH3 domain binding; profilin binding.